Messenger RNA from Capsicum annuum, 3155 nucleotides. RefSeq names its product nucleolar GTP-binding protein 1. Gene Ontology annotation, molecular function: GTP binding; RNA binding; GTPase activity. Gene Ontology annotation, biological process: ribosomal large subunit biogenesis. Gene Ontology annotation, cellular component: nucleolus. The transcript is spliced from 3 exons. NCBI's taxonomy places the organism in Eukaryota, Viridiplantae, Streptophyta, Magnoliopsida, Solanales, Solanaceae. The record is from RefSeq and is a predicted model, not a curated record. The coding region runs from base 253 to 2304 and encodes 683 amino acids.
AAACAACUUUAAAAAGCCGCAUAUGACUUAAGCCUAUUUUUUAAUUUCAUUUUUCAUUCACCAAUUAGUGCAACUCGCCAAUGAGGGCAAAUAAGUCAAAAGACAUUGAGUAGCGAAACCUACUUCUGUUUGCUAACACUGCAAAUGUGUAAAAGCUCCACUAAAAGCUAAUAUUUGCAUUGUGGCCGCCGGUCGCAGAUUUCAUUAGAGCUCCCAGUCUUAGCUCUAUAUUGGAAAUCGAGAAUAUAAAAGAUGGUGCAGUACAACUUUAAGAAGAUUACAGUGGUUCCCAACGGGAAGGACUUUGUCGAUAUCAUUCUGUCUCGUACACAGCGUCAAACACCUACUGUUGUGCACAAAGGAUAUGCUAUCGCUCGUAUCCGUCAAUUUUACAUGCGCAAAGUGAAAUAUACGCAGCAGAAUUUCUAUGAUAAGCUCUCCACCAUUAUUGAUGAGUUCCCCAGGCUUGAUGACAUCCAUCCUUUCUAUGGGGACCUUCUUCAUGUGCUCUACAACAAAGACCACUAUAAGCUUGCCCUUGGCCAAAUUAAUACCGCUAGAAAUUUGAUUUCUAAAGUAGCUAAAGAUUAUGUGAAAUUGUUGAAAUAUGGUGACUCACUCUAUCGCUGCAAGUCCCUGAAAGUUGCGGCUCUUGGGCGUAUGUGCACUGUUAUAAAGCGCAUUGGCCCAAGUUUAGCUUAUUUGGAACAGAUUAGGCAGCACAUGGCAAGACUUCCCUCAAUUGAUCCCAAUACUCGAACCAUCUUGAUUUGUGGGUAUCCAAAUGUUGGCAAGAGCUCAUUCAUCAACAAGAUUACAAGAGCAGAUGUGGAUGUGCAGCCUUAUGCCUUCACUACUAAAUCCUUGUUUGUAGGUCAUACUGAUUACAAAUAUCUGAGGUAUCAAGUGAUCGACACCCCAGGGAUAUUGGAUAGGCCGUUUGAGGAUCGUAAUAUCAUAGAAAUGUGCAGUAUUACAGCUCUAGCACAUCUGAGGGCCGCUGUGUUAUUUUUCCUUGAUAUUUCUGGGUCUUGUGGCUAUAGCAUUGCGCAACAGGCUGCUCUUUUCCACAGCAUCAAAUCACUUUUUAUGAACAAACCAUUGAUGAUCGUAUGCAACAAAACGGACUUGCAGCCAUUAGAAGGGAUUUCCAAGGAAGAUAAGAAGUUAGUCGCGGAGAUGAAAGAUGAAGCUAUGAAGACAGUGAUAGGUCAAGGCGGCGAGCCAACAGAUGAAGCAGGUGUGCUGCUAACUACGAGCACUUUGACUGAAGAUGGGGUAAUUGCAGUAAAGAAUGCAGCUUGUGAGAGGUUACUGAAUCAAAGGGUGGAGUUGAAAAUGAAGUCGAAAAAGUUAAAUGACUGCUUGAACCACUUCCAUGUUGCUAUGCCAAAACCACGUGACCAGAAAGAGAGGCCUCCAUGCAUACCUGAGGCAGUGUUGGAAGCCAGAGCGAACCAGGCUGAGGCAGAUGUUGAGAAACAUAAAAGGACGCUUGAGAGAGAUCUGGAGAAUGAGAAUGGAGGUGCUGGUGUUUAUUCUGCAAGCUUGAGGAAGCACUAUCUAUUAGCAAAUGAAGAGUGGAAGGAAGAUAUAAUGCCUGAAAUUUUAGAUGGGCACAAUGUCAAUGACUUUGUUGACCCUGAUAUCUUACAAAGGCUUGAAGAAUUGGAGAGAGAAGAAGGUCUUCGUCAGGAAAAAGAAGGAGAUGAUGAUUUUGAGAUUUUUGAGAUGGAUGGUGCAGAGCUGACCCCUGAAGAACAAGCAGCAUUGGCUGAAAUCCGGAAAAAGAAAAGUUUGCUCAUUCAACAGCAUAGAAUGAAGAAGAGCACCGCGGAGAGCCGACCCACUGUACCAAGAAAGUUUGAUAAAGACAAGGAGUUUACUUUAAAAAGAAUGGGAAGACAGUUAUCUGCUUUGGGAGUGGAUCCAACUCUAGCUAUCGAACGAGCCAGAAGUAAAUCAAGGGGUCGUAACCGAGAGAGAUCAGCUGAACGUGGAGAUGGCAUUGGUAAUGAUGCAAUGGAUGUAGACGAGAUUACUCCCAGCAAGAAGCAACGUAGGCAUAGAUCACCUUCCAUGGCAAUUUCAAGGUCAAGGUCACGACCUCGAAAUGAAUUUGUUCCAGGGGAGGGCUUCAAGGACAAACCCCAGAAGGAAAGAGCUAUAAAGAUGUUCAAGAAAUCUGCUAAUAAGAGGAACAAGGAUGCUCGGCGGGGAGAGGCCGAUAGAGUCAUUCCUACUCUUAAACCAAAACAUCUCUUCUCUGGAAAGCGAUCAAGUGGCAAAACUGAUAGGCGGUAGUUACCAGAUUGCAAGAUUACAAUUAUUACCUUCUGUGGUAGGCAUGAUCAUGGAAUUUGCUGAUGAGUCAAGAUGCUUUUUGUUGCAAAAAUUUGGGUGGCAGACGGAUGGACAUACAAAAAAACCCUUGUUGGAAUUCCAGUUCAACUCGACUUAUUUUUGAUACUCUGUUAUACAAUUUUGGAACUAACCUUGCUUUGUUAUCUAAGUUGGUAUUUUUUUCUUAGGUACAAUUUUGGUAGAAUUCAGUAAAGAUACGAGCAACAGGUCGAGACUACAGAUUGAGUAUUUAAUUUGUGUUAGAGAUGCAGCUGUAUUUAGUGCCUUCGAUUAUGCAAUUUUGGUUCUUAGAUGCUGGUUAGAAGAUCCUUAUCCCAUGUUAAUGAACUCCAUUACAUUACAACAACAUACCCAGUGGUACGCUGUACCACUACCUCAGAAGUGAGGUAGAGAAGCUGUUUCCGGUAGACCCUCUCAAGGCAAAUACAAUCUAGAAACAGAUGUAAUAGAAGUAUAAAAGACACAAUAAGGUGUAACACAUUAGCAAAUAGAACUUCAUUAUAUUAGAAGGCGAAAGAGGAAAAAGAAACGUGUUUUGGUGUUGCAACACUGGGAUAUAAUCAGGUCCCCUCUAAAAUGCAGCAAAUGUCCAAGUCAUGAUAGUGGUAAAGUUUCAAGCAAAAAUGAGAAACAUGCAGCUAGUGGAAGUCCAAUGCUUCAAAGGCCAUUCAACUCACAAGCAAUGUGCAGCAGACCUCCAUACUACUUUGACACGUUUUAUUUUGCUCGUUCCUUGAAAAAAUAUUAACUAAAAGAGUAAUUUGAUCAAAUGAAAUAGGACUUCUUGCUUA